CCAUUUCCCACCCCUUUCCCUCCCUUCCUCCGAUCACCACGCUCCCCCUUCCCUCUGCUCCUUCUCAAUUCCAAGCACUUCACGAGCCUUAAGCCAAGAUGAACAGCGCGGCCGAGACGGACGCCGGCGGCUACAACGGCAGCCCGGCCGCCCCGGUGCUGGUGGUGGAGCGCGUGGUGACGGUGGAGUACCUUGAGCAGUCCAUGUCGCGGGGCCUCCUCGGCAAGUUCCCCGACUCCUCCGCCUACGACUUCGACUACUGCCAGAGCGGCAUCUGGUCCCCGGUCAACAAGAUCCCGAGCGAGUCGCCGGCCUCCGGCUCCAGAGACUUCCUCAUCGCCAAGCUGAAGCGCCGGGCGAGGGCCGGGAGCAGGCUCAAGGACGCUGCCGGCGGAGGCGGCAGCAGGUCGAGGUGGCGGCGCCGGCGGCUGCGGCGGGACGGCUCUUUCCUCGACCUCCACGACACCGGCAGGGCGAAGCUGGACUUGUCGCCGCCGCUGCCAUCGCCUGCCCCCACCAAGGAGGGGUGGAGGAGGGUGCUCACGGCGGCCAUCAGGAAGUUCAAGGCGCGGCACCGCCGGUCCCGGCCGGCUCCCCUGCUCCAGAUGAUGCUUCCAAUGCUCUGAUCCGUCGACCGAUCGAUCGAUCGCGCCCGCGACUUCCUUGUUCUUCUGUUUGAUUAUUGAUCGAUGAGUUCGAGCGUAUUGUACAACAGAUUAGAUCGUCAGAUCGAUGGUUUGUAAGUUGUCUGUCAUGUAACUAUCACCAGUUAAGUUUCUCCAUUCAGUUUGCGUCCUA
Molecule: messenger RNA, 798 nt
Organism: Aegilops tauschii subsp. strangulata
Lineage: Eukaryota; Viridiplantae; Streptophyta; Magnoliopsida; Poales; Poaceae
Source: RefSeq, a predicted model, not a curated record